AGGUGGUAAUAAAGGACUAUGGAACUUUUCCACCCCAGUAAUCAACAUAAUUGAAAGCUGCGAAACAACGGUUGAAAUGGAGUUUUUUCUCUCUUUUAUUGUGUUUGCUGUACUUCAGUCUCUGCCGGCUUCUGAAAGUCAAGAAUAUCCAAUCUGUCGAGCUAAUACUAGCCCGUAUCAGGGACCAAAGUUGCCCAGUCUGCCAUCUGCGUUUACCGCUCAUGUAGAAGCGACCAUUGUCAACAAAAACUAUUCGAUGUUACUGACGGAAUAUUACGACAAAGAAGCAAAUAAAGGAGCUGUUAAGCUGGUUAAGGAUGGGCGAAGUUCUUAUGCAAUUUACAACUACAAUUACAACGAAAUGAUGGCAAUUGACCUGAAAAACAAAACUUGCGCCAUGCAAGAAAUUAAAACGAUGCACGGACAUCCAUUCUUUGGCAGAAACAGCUCGAAAAUUGAAGGAAUUGCUGAUUUAUUUCGCUUUGGGGCUCAGUUUAAUGAAACUUAUCUUGGAAAUGCAACAAUCAGAGGGAUACCAUGUUUCCACUGGCAGGCAUGCAUCAACCACAAUCACCAUUCAUAUCUGAUUGACUAUUACUUUUCUGUUCCUGGUUGGUCAAUGCCAAAUAUGGCUAACAUGCGUGUUGUCAGGGCAACCAUCAAUGGUACAAGUAACAUAACUCGUUUACAAGGACACAUUGUAAACAAAACACAUUCAUUUUACCAUGUAUAUGAUUUCUUUGACUUUGUGGAUGGAAAGCCUUCACCAGAUGUUUUCCAGUUGCCAAGUGGUAUAUUCUGUAAAGGUAUGAAGGACAAAAAGCCAUUGCCAAUGAUGCCACCAGUGUUCAGCUUGGAAAUAGAGUUGGUUAACUAUUUUAAUAAAAGCAUUAUGCAUGUCAAGGAAUACUAUGAUCAUCACAGGAAACUCAUUAUGUUUCGGUACAAUGAUUAUCGUCACAAAAUKUUUGGAGAAUCACGUGUUAUCCAUGACUUUCACCAUGGUGUCAAGUAUAACAUAUCUGGCUAUGUUUGCAAAAAUGUUACCCGUCUUACAAAAAACAACACUCGUUGGGAUGGCAAAGAAACUAAAGAUCAUCAUUUGGAAUUAAUGAGUCCAUCAGAGAUGAUGUUCAGGGGMAAUAAGUCAGCCUUAGUUUACACAGGCACAGCUAGUGUCCGUGGAAUUGCUGCAGAUGUGUGGAUAAUGAAGAAGGAAUCAACAUACAGGAAGAUGCUAUUCACAACAGAAUUCUUUUUCUCGAAUCCAUUGUGGAACAUGAGAGCUGGUUCACUCAAGAAACAGUUUCAAGUAUUGUUAAAAACAAACACCUAUGGACCAAACAUGAAUCUUUUGUAUUCCAUGAAUGUACUGAACUUUGAUGGGGAAAAAGUCCCUCUGUACAUGUUCAGCGUUGGAGCUUGUUUCACUGGCCAAAGGAACUUUAUUUCUCUGAGAUUUGCAGGAGACUGGAAGAAGACAGUUUACAAGCAAGAAAUACCAUUCAGCCUUGCAGUGAGGAAUGCUAUUGUUCAGACUUGUAACAUCUCAGCUCUUAGAGUUGAYGACUUAAAGAAUGGAGAAGGAAGUGACAAUAUUAUUGUUUGGUUUACUCUCCUUGACAAACCUCCAAUCACUUCUCCURAUGCUCCACCGGAAAAUGACCUAAAACAAGCUGUAGAAGCUUUGAAAAAGAAAGUGAAGUCUGGUGAUUUCAAAGUGACCUGGAAAAGUCCUGAGCAUGGAAAGCCAAUGRCAGCAGUAGCUGACAAGAAUUACUUCUCCAACUCAAAGCCGAUAAUAAUUGAUCCUCCAAAUGAUAACAAGCGUGGAAAGAGUAAAGGUGUUCCUGCAGGAGCUGUAGCUGGAGUGGCUUUCAUCAUGGCAGCUAUUGGAAUUCUUAUUGGCUUAACCAUAGCUCAUUUCCUCAUGAAACGCAGAGGCUUAAGCCUGUUUCAAUAUCAAAGACAGGAGUGAUCUGUCAUAAAAUGUCAUUAUCUGCACCACCACAAAAAUAAUUAUUAUAAUACACACACAUACAUACAUUUAAUAUUGCUUUACACAGUGUGGUGAUGUUUUGAAAAUUAUGCACUUAUGCAACUUAUUUAUAAAAAUUGAAAAUGUUCUCAAUUUUUUAAUUUUAUACCAAGAUAAUGGUGUGCACUGCAAAAUUAAGGAAUUUGAUGCAUUGCCUGAAUUGAUAAAUAAUAUUUAAAAUAAGUAUUUAAUGUGACUGGAAUAACAAUAACAAGAUGCCUAAUGUUACCAUUUUAUAUGCACUUCCUUUUUAAUUGCCACAUCAAUUCCUGGAUUCUGGAUCUGUGCUGGCAAUUAUUUUUUCAUAAAGUAUUUAUAUUCAAAUAUUUAUUGGAUUUGAUAAAAUUUCACAAAUUGUUGUAUAGUUUAAAUUUCAUGUGGCUCCAGUCCUAGUCUUGAAAUGACAGCAAAUAAAGCACAUUUUGAACUUGA
Exaiptasia diaphana is the source of this 2470-nucleotide messenger RNA. RefSeq lists its product as uncharacterized. NCBI's taxonomy places the organism in Eukaryota, Metazoa, Cnidaria, Anthozoa, Actiniaria, Aiptasiidae. The record is from RefSeq and is a predicted model, not a curated record. Bases 77 to 1978 code for a protein of 633 amino acids. The transcript has 7 exons.